UAGAUCAAUUAAUUAAUUAUGUUGAGUGUAUUUGCAUCCUCACCAAUUAAUUCACCAUGGACAUUGAUUUGGACAAGAGAGGCAAUCAAUAAUUGAAUAUGAUUACGGAGUAUAUAUAUAUCAUGCAUUGUUGCUAUUGUUAAAGGGGAAAAAAAUACUACUUCUAUAAAUAGGCGUAAGGUUACCAUACCAAGGCAUAUCUCAUAAAACAAAAAACAUUAGAUUCUAUAGCAAAAAAUGGAAGGCAAGCUAGUUUCCUACAAGUCCUUGUUUGCAGUUAUUCUCAUCCUUUCAUUAGUUCAAUUAACGACUGCUGCGAAAAAUGACCUUCCACGGAUGAUGCUCGGAAGACCACUAUCAUGUCAAACUUACUUUGAAUCUUGUAGUUUCAUGAAUUCUUGUUGUCCUGGAACGCAAUGCUAUAAAGGACAAUGUGUUGAUGAUCCCAGAUCAGGAUGCGUGCGUAUAUAUGGAACAUGCGGGUUUUUUUCCGGCACUUGUUGUCAUAAAAUGGAGUGUAUUAACUCCGAGUGUAUCGUUCCAAAGAGCAAUACCCUUGAAUUCUCCAUAAUAUGAUCGAUGGGUCGUAUUUUUCAUCUUAAGCUAUAAUAUAAUUUCAAGUAUUAUGUUCGAAUAAAUGGUUAUUAUGUACUUCCUCCGUCUUUUAAUACUCGCAACGUUUGGACUUUUGUCACUAUUCAUAUAAUCUACUUUGACUAUUCUUAGUGCUUUUUAUAUAAGAUAAAACAUAGUCAUGUGGGAUCUUGUUAGAUUCGUCUCAAUGUGUAUUUUCAAAAUAUCAACUUUUUAUAAUUUUUGCAUAAAGAGAAUUGAAGAUAUAAAUGA
Spinacia oleracea (spinach) is the source of this 846-nucleotide messenger RNA. RefSeq lists its product as uncharacterized. The transcript is spliced from 3 exons. Bases 238 to 576 code for a protein of 112 amino acids. The record is from RefSeq and is a predicted model, not a curated record. Lineage: Eukaryota; Viridiplantae; Streptophyta; Magnoliopsida; Caryophyllales; Amaranthaceae.